Messenger RNA from Rotaria sp. Silwood2, 708 nucleotides. The record is from the annotation of a GenBank genome assembly. Lineage: Eukaryota; Metazoa; Rotifera; Eurotatoria; Philodinida; Philodinidae.
AUGGCUGGUUUUACAUCGAACGAUGAACCACCCUGUUCAAUCAAUUAUGAUUGUGAAAAUUUCUCUCUGGCUGCUGGAGGUCAAAUCUGUGCCGACGCUACAGUAUCUUGUUCACAAAUGUCACCUUGUGAUUCAAUAAAUAUGUCAUGUACUGAACCAAACACUGUUUGUGUAACAGAUACACGAUGUAGAAGGCCUGUUUGUUAUCCAACAGCAGCGACUGAUACAAAAUUACGAUGUCCCCCUAAUAAUGGUGAUGUGUGUCGAUAUGGCAAACUACCAAUUCAAUUUGAUGAUAUUAUUAAUGUUUGCACUUACAGAAAUAUUCCCAGCACAUAUGCUCAGUUUCAAUGGCACAAUGUUAUGGUUGUGUGUUCGGCUCCCUACAGAUAUACAGGCUAUGGCACAGUUCUACGAAGUGGUGCAUAUGUAGCAGCCAAUAUAGAGAGCAAUCCGAUGACAAUAACCGCGAUGGAUGAAAAAACAUUUACCCUGGAUUCAUUCUAUGCAUCUGUUGCUUGGGCAGAAGUUGCCAAUGCAACUUUUACAGGCUUACGUAAUGGCAAGGGAGUUUAUUCUCGAAGCGUUAAACUCUCUGUAAGAAUUUCUGAAUAUAUUCAACUAAACUGGUAUGGAAUUGAUACCUUUCGAGUUGAAACAACGAAAGGUGCUAAUAUGGCCUUUGAAAACCUUUGUAUCUCUUAUUGA